CUGAUUUCCUAUACCUUUGUUUCAUAGCGACUACCGCAGGCUUGCUGGAAGCGGACUAGUUCUUUCGCUUAAUCCUAAUCCUUAAUCUGAAGUAGGCCUAAGUGCAUUUCCUAGCGCAACUGACGUCAGUAGGAGGGCUAGGUGUAUACCAUGAACGAAAUGGACGUUUCGUUCACCUCUACCAGCGGACGCGAACAGCUUGGAGAUCAGCCCUCAUCAUCCCUGUGUGAGCUCCUCGCUUUCCGAGACAAAUGGGUGUUCUUUUCCGCUAUUGAAAAAGAAAUGUUUCUCAUGGUUGGUGAGAACAAGGACAAAGAUGGGAAGCGCCUCAAGGUCAAGGGAGGAAAGAGAGAAUAUCCUGCCAUCAAAGCUGCCAAAUUGCAUCCAAACCAUGACCACAUCGAGUUGGUGUUUGAGGGAAUUCAGAGAUCUGUUGCCGUCCCCAGGAGUCGAAUCACCGGGAGCAACAAGAUCACUUCUGCAAUAGUAAAAGAGUAUAUUCAAACAAGACGUCUUGAAGGUUUGGUGAAGGCCAUUAACCGAGUCCUUGUGGUUGUUCAAAGAGGGCAGCAAUUGGCUUCUAUCAGCAUAGGAAAUGACAACCAACGCCAGUCCUGCAGUACUACGUAUGCCUCUCAACGCUCGGAAAUAUCAGUUCCGUUCGUUUCGCCGGUGUUUCCUCCAUCACAGACGGAAGUCACGCCCAUCCUUGAGGCAAAUCCGGAGUCGAGCAUGAGACAAACCUGUAGGAAAGGGAUUAGAGCGAGAGAGGACUCCGAGCCUAGAACAAAGAAGAGGAAGGCAUCUGCUACUUCUUGGAGUCGAGCAAGUCUUGAAUCCUGUUAUCGCGGUCAUUCUCCACAGAGAAAAAAAAACCUCCUGAAGGAGAAACUGACCGCAGAAGGUGAAGACAAAGGGUGCCAACUACCCAUCGUCGUGGCUUCCAGUCCAAGUUCGAAUUCCUUCAAUGUCGGCUAUCUUCACGCCUACAAGUACGAGGUAAUAGCCGGCCAGCACAUUGUCCAGGCACGGAAGGAGAUCGCCCAGGAAACGGGAAAGGGCAAAGAUACUUGCACAUGCGCAAUCUACUGGGGUUUGACCGAGGAAGGAAAGAGGAUGCUGGCACUUCAUAACGCCAAGCUACAAGGAGUCCCCUAUGAUGCCCUUGACGUACUGGAGAAAUAUGAAGAACUUCGAGAAACCAUGGAGAAUGAAUCUGAAAUCCACGCAUCUUAUGAUGAGAUCCUGAAAGGGGAACAUCGUGAAGGAGAACUCUUCAAGCACCAUCAUUCCUAUGCUGUUAUCGGAGCCAGACACAAGAUUGACCUUCCAUCAUAUGUGCUCACAAGGAAGGAGUUCCUGCAAUCCUUCCAUGAACCAAACUGCUGGCUCUUGUCAAACAUCCGAGGGUCGAGAAAAGAAGAACUUCCUCUUCACUCGAAGCUGGUCACCCUUGUAGAUUUGAAGUUGGAGUCAGAGGAAGGUGGUGAUGAUUCGCGACGGUCCGUGGAACGUCUUCCGGGCUUUCAACCGGAAACGCAAAUCGAGGUGGAGUGGUGA
Molecule: messenger RNA, 1560 nt
Organism: Darwinula stevensoni
Lineage: Eukaryota; Metazoa; Arthropoda; Ostracoda; Podocopida; Darwinulidae
Source: the annotation of a GenBank genome assembly